UCGAGGAGGAGGAGGUGGCGGAAAGUUGUGAGACUUUCGCUUCGUGAAUAAAGUUAAAAACUUGUAGUUAAAGUCAUUGAGGUGGUAGCUGUCGGACUCUAUGACUCGACUGGAAACAAACACAUUUAUCAUCUGUCGCCGUCAUACCGUGAAACAUGGAGGAUCCAAACAAACAUCAGAGGAAAAUGUCAACAGCAGGAGAGAGCUUGUACCAAGUCCUGGGCCUGGAGAAAGGAGCAUCACCCGACGAGAUUAAAAAGGCCUACAGGAAACUGGCACUGAGGCAUCACCCCGAUAAGAACCCAGACAACCCUGAAGCUGCUGAGAAAUUUAAGGAGAUCAACAAUGCCAACUCCAUCCUCAGCGAUGAGAACAAGCGUAAGAUCUACGACGAGUACGGGUCUCUGGGCCUGUACGCCGCCGAGCAGUUUGGUGAUGAAGGCGCCAAAUAUUAUUUCCUCAUGUCCAAGUGCUGGUUCAAGGCCCUGUUUGUGUUCUGCACCAUAAUCACCUGCUGCUGCUGUUGCUGCUGCUGCUGCGGCUGCUGUGGGAGGUGCAGAUCUGCGUCGGACGAGGACAACUUUGUCUACAUGGACCCUGAGGAUCUGGAGGAGACGGAAGAACAGGAAGCAGCAGGAGAUCGUGUGCCAGUAAUAGUUUUACAGCCGGGUCCUACGGAAACAUCAGCUGAAAAUGCACCGGUUCUGGUUCAGCCUCGUGCAGCCAACGGCACCUCCGGCCCUGGAGAGACGUCUGACGCUGCGUCAGCUGUCGAGUGAACAGACGGAUCCAUCAACAAGUCUGUGACCGGACCACAUCCCAGUCUGGACUUCAGAACAGGGCAGGUCUUCACCAGCAGCUCAACAAUUAGUUUCAAACAAACAAACAAAUCGUAACGAAGUGAAAACAUUCCAAUCAGAUCUUCUGUGUUUACA
This is a messenger RNA of Nematolebias whitei (Rio pearlfish), 935 nucleotides long. It is a transcript of the gene dnajc5gb, whose product is annotated as DnaJ (Hsp40) homolog, subfamily C, member 5 gamma b. The record is from RefSeq and is a predicted model, not a curated record. The coding region runs from base 156 to 779 and encodes 207 amino acids. Lineage: Eukaryota; Metazoa; Chordata; Actinopteri; Cyprinodontiformes; Rivulidae. The transcript is spliced from 6 exons.